Messenger RNA from Melitaea cinxia (Glanville fritillary), 699 nucleotides. RefSeq lists its product as uncharacterized. Gene Ontology annotation, biological process: DNA integration. Gene Ontology annotation, molecular function: nucleic acid binding. Bases 19 to 699 code for a protein of 226 amino acids. The record is from RefSeq and is a predicted model, not a curated record. The transcript has a single exon. Lineage: Eukaryota; Metazoa; Arthropoda; Insecta; Lepidoptera; Nymphalidae.
GCAAAAUUCAAAGAUUUUAUGGACAAAACUAAAAUUAAACAUAUACUGAAUGCCGUAGCGACCCCGAGAGCGAAUGGGCAGGUGGAAAGAUUUAACCGCACUAUCUCAGAUGCCUUAAGUACAAAGUGUCAUGGAGGUAAUGAUAGCAUAUGGGACGAAUACAUCGGUGAUAUACAAUUAGGAAUUAAUACAACGGUCAAUAAAAGCACGGGUAAAAGCCCCUCUGAAUUAUUAUUUGGGUGUAAAUUAGUUAGUGCCUCAGAAAACCUGUUGGUUGACGUGAUUGAUGAAACAUACGAGCGGGUUACUGGCGAUGAUCUGAUGCAGUUGAGAUCAGAUACUAAAAAUAAAAUAGAGAAACAACAAGAAUACGCUCAAAAGCAAUUUAACAAACAUAGAAAAAGACAAACUAGUUAUAAGGUAGGUGACCUUGUUAGGAUUGAAAGAACCGUUAUCGAUAAAGACCACAUAGGAAAAUCUAAAAAACUGAUCCCUAAAUUUCAAGGGCCCUAUAGAAUUUUAAAAAUUUUGUCAAAUGAUCGGUUUUUAGUUGAAGAUACCCCCUUAACGAGAAAAGGGAAUAAAAGAUAUGAAAACGUUAUCGCUUUAGACAAAAUUCAUCCCUGGAUGAACUUUACUGGUUAUUCCAGUGACACUGAAAGUGAGCAGGGUAACAAUACCGAUGCAACCGAUGAGUGA